Messenger RNA from Ochotona princeps (American pika), 2324 nucleotides. It is a transcript of the gene JAM3, whose product is annotated as junctional adhesion molecule 3. Gene Ontology annotation, biological process: angiogenesis; cell adhesion. Gene Ontology annotation, molecular function: protein heterodimerization activity; protein homodimerization activity. The transcript has 9 exons. The record is from RefSeq and is a predicted model, not a curated record. The coding region runs from base 196 to 1128 and encodes 310 amino acids. NCBI's taxonomy places the organism in Eukaryota, Metazoa, Chordata, Mammalia, Lagomorpha, Ochotonidae.
UCCCAGAGCAUCGCCGCAUCCACAGCAACAGUCGUCGGCUUCCUCUGUUGCCAUGGCAGCAGCUCGGUGGGGCUGGGCGGUCGCUAUGGUAACCGAAGGCGGGUCGCAGGGUCCCGGCCGCCGGGCGCAUGCGCGCGGGGACGGCCUGGCGAGCCGGAGCGCGCGGAGCCACCGCGGCCCCUCAGGCGGCUCGUCAUGGCGCUGAGGCGGCGGCCGGUGCUGCGGCUGUGCGCGCGGCUGCUCGACGUGCUGCUGCUGCUGCUGCUGUGGGGUUGCUUGAUAGAAGCUGUGAAUCUCAAAUCCAGCAACCGAAACCCAGUGGUGCAAGAAUAUGAGAGUGUGGAACUGUCUUGUAUCAUCACCGAUUCCCAGACAAAUGACCCCAGGAUUGAAUGGAAGAAAAUUCAAGGCGACCAAACUGCAUAUGUAUUUUUUGACAACAAAAUCCAGGGAGACUUGGCAGGACGUGCAGAAGUCACGGGGCAAACUUCCCUGAAGAUCUGGAAUGUGACUCGGAAAGACUCAGCCCUGUAUCGCUGUGAAGUUGUUGCUCGGAAUGAUCGUAAAGAAAUUGAUGAGAUUACCAUUGAGCUCAUUGUGCAAGUGAAGCCAGUAAGCCCUGUCUGCAGAGUACCCAAGGCUGUGCCCGUGGGCAAGAUGGCAACACUGUACUGCCAGGAGAGCGAGGGCUAUCCCCGGCCCUACUACAGCUGGUAUCGGAAUGAUCUGCCACUGCCAACGGACUCCAGGGUGAACCCCAGAUUUCGAAAUUCCUCCUUUCUCUUAAACUCUGAAACAGGCACUCUGGUCUUCAGUGCUGUCCACAAGGACGACUCUGGGCAGUAUUUUUGCAUUGCUUCCAAUGAUGCGGGCUCAGCCAGGUGUGAGGAGCAGGAGAUGGAAGUCUAUGACCUCAACAUCGCUGGCAUUAUCGGGGGUGUGCUGGUUGUGCUCGCUGUCCUGGCUCUGAUAACGCUGGGCAUCUGCUGCGCAUACAGACGUGGUUACUUCAUCAACAAUAAGCAGGAUGGAGAAAGUUACAAGACGCCGGGGAAGCCAGAUGGAGUUAAUUAUAUCAGGACAGAUGAAGAGGGUGACUUCAGGCACAAGUCAUCCUUUGUGAUCUGAGAGCUGGUACCGUGGCUGCGAGCAGUGCGGACACCUCUGCUACAACCUCCCGUCCGGGCAGCUGCUGUGAGCCUGCCGAGUGCACCCAGGACGCAGCCAGACACUCACGCAGCAGCUUUCUGUUUUGGCCAAAGUUGACCGCUACUCCUUUCUUACUCAAGCCACGUGAAUAAGACUUCUCAAGAUGGGUCUAGUCACCACGAGGACAAGCAGCGGAACAGGUGUACCGAGUUGGGUUUUCACACGAGUGUUAAGUCUGAUCGCCUCAGCUGUCGGCAUGUCGCUGGCUAUUCAGCAGCCAGACGGGCCCGUUAGAAGGGACGAGGCAGCUGUGUGACGCCAGCCCAACCCAACGUUUGCAUCUGUGAACCCAGAAAAGGCCUGGCAUGUGACAGCCCUGUUCCACUGCCCACAGCUGCCCCCCUGCCUCCCCCUCUCCCCCACAUUUCCUAAAGGCUCUGGUGGUCAUUGUUGUAGUCAUCUUGACAAAUUCUUUUUAGAUCAACAUUUUAUAAAAACAACCAAAAAUCAGGAGGGCAAAUCCUUGCUGGAAGAGAGAUCUAACCUGGGAAUCCUGGGUGUCCAAGAAGGUAUGAGCAUUGAAGGAAGGCCUUCUUCGUCUUAGGCUAAGUCAGAAAUGGUACUGAAAUACGCUUUUCUAUGGGUCUUGUUUAUUUUAUAGAAUUUUACAUUCUAAAUUUCUUCUAAAGAUGUAUUUUGAUUAUUGAAAAAUUCUAUUUAAACUGUAAAUAUAUUGUCAUAUAAUGUUAACCUAUUUUUUUUAAAAAGUUCAAUUUAAUAUAGAAGUUUCGAAGCUACUAGUGUUAAAUUGGAAAAUAUCAAUAACAGUAUUUUAUCCAAGGACUCCUCUCAAGAAGGCUUACUGUAACAUUCCUUUUGCCACUUAAUUGUUAGCAUUUUUCAUAAGGGAACUUACAACAUCUGUACAUCAGGCUGUUGCCACUUAGGAAACCUUUAAAAAGUUCUUAGUCUAGCAGUAUCCAAAUCUACAUCUGUCCAGGUGAACCUAAGCAGCUCUCAGGUUAGCUUUGAAUUACCUCUUCCCAAGAUUACCCACACUGCCUGCGCCCUAAGGCUCCUGCAGCCCUCGGGUGUCCAUGUCCACACCACACUGCUCAUCUCAGGGUGCCCUAGCCAGGAUGGCCUUCCCUCCCGUCUCCACAGCCCUCACGUGG